AUGAAUUGGCUCCAGAAAUUUUAUUUUUACAGACUAAAAGAUAAAAUAAAUGCUAAGCUUGAUGAAAAUAAUUAAGGAUAAAAAUAAUAAUUGAAUAAAAAUUCCAUGUUAAUUGGAGUUAUUUUAUUUGAUGAGUAGAUGGCUACUCUUAAAUAGAAGCUCAAAAAUUAGCUUAUAGCCACAGGGAUUUUCUAUGACUACUUGUAAAGUGACUAUAUAAAUUUAAAUUAAAUAUAAAUUAGAUCUGUCGCGUUACACUCAAGCUUACUAGAAGUAGAAUAAACCAUAAUCAAUCUUUUCUAAAUUAAUCCAUAUAAUAUAGAUCUACAAUAUUUAACUUCGAUUUUUGUAUAAGUGCUUGACAUACAAAAUAGAAAAGUAUCUAAUUUCUAAUAACAUGCUCUUUCUUUAGUUAAAUAAAAAGCAUCAAUACACAAAAAUUAUUCAUAAUUACUUGGUUAAAAUGAUUUUUUUGAUGAAAAUUCAUGCAUGGUUUAUUGUUCUUUGAUUGAUAGUAACUAUAAAAUAAAUAAAGUGUCUGCUAAAUUUUAAAGCAUUUUUAAAUACAGUAAUAAUUAAGUAACAGGAAAACCUUUAAGCAUUAUACUUCCAAGAAUUAUCAAAGAAACACACAGUGAAAUAAUAGACUACUGUAUCAAAUAUAAUCCAAUCAAGUUAUAAUAAUAAAGAGAAAGAUUUUCUUUUGGCGUUGAUGAAAAGGGUUUUGUUUUUCCACUCACUAUAAAGCUUAAAUUUGAUCAUCUUGAAGAUGAUUUCGGAGUUUGUGCUCUCAUUUAAAAAAUAAAAUAAAAGAAACAAUACAUUCUUUUCACUGAUGAUGGUACCAUCACUGAUUUUUCAAAGAAAAUUUUUGUAGAUUUGUUUUAAACAACUAAAUUUAACUAACAAGAAAUACAUUCAUAUGAAAAAGAAGAAGAUGAAGCAAAGAAAAUUUAAAUAAUUAAUGAAAUAAAUAAAAUGAAAAUUAUUGAUUAAAAAAAAAAUAAUAAUUCAUUUUUAAAUUAUGAAGACAAGGAUAAAAUAAAGAUCUAAGAAUACAAUUUGGAAGAUUCAUAAGAAUAAAUUAAUUUAUUUUACAAUAACUUUUAAAGGAAUAACAAGAAAGAAACAUCAAAGUUUUCUUUAAUUUAAUUGCAAAAUAUAGAAAGUUGUACAAUAGAUUUAUCAUCAACUAAGAAUGCUUACGAAAGCUAAAGACUUUUUGAUUAAAAUAAUUCAAGAAGUGAUUUCUAGGAAAACUUUUAAAGUGUUUUUGCAAAUUUAUCAGAUCGCAAUUUUUGUUCAUAAAACAAUUUAGAAAGUCCAAAGAAGCUAAAUAUUUUAUAAACAUAUCAUCGAAAAAAUGCUGAUAAAUAAAAUACAUUUGAAAAUAAAUAAAUUCCUGAUAGAAUUGAUAUGACGUAAAAGUAAAAUUACUCAGGAACUGAUAAAACUUAAAUUUAAACUUUAUUUAACUGUCUAGAAGAUAAUUCCUCUUUUAUGAAUAGCAACAAUCAAGAUCGUUUAAAUCAAUCAAGUAACAAAUAGAAAUUGAAGAGAAGAAAUUAAAGUGAAGAUGAAAAUUUAAAAGAAGAUCAAAUAAAUGAAAUUGCUAGUGUAAAUUCUAGUAAAUUUAGCUCAUAAGAACUUAUCAAGCGUCAAAUAAUAAAAAAAAUAAAAAACAAUAAAUUGAAUGGAGGAUAAAAUGUAAUGAUCUAUUUGGGUGUCAUUUCUUUUUUAGUAUUGAGUUUGAUUUGUUUUUUUAUGGAAAAAAUUAUUAUUGAUAGCUUAUAAAAUUAUCAAAGCUCUUUUACUUAGAUUGAUGAAGCAUAAUAUUUGUAUGUAGAUGUCGUGCAAGUUCUAGCUUUAUCUAAUUAUUAAAGCAUUAUUUUUUCAACUAAAUAUCACUUUGGCUCGCAAGAUGAAAUUGAUGUGGAAAACAAUAUUAUAAAUUAGUUAGAAUUUAGUAAAGCAAGAGAAGAUUAUAGAUCAAAUUUUAAAAAUUUAGUAAUUAAAUCAAGAUAAGAACAAAUCAAAGAAAAACUUUUUGAUUAGAAAUUCAAUGUAACUAAGUUUACAGUUAAGUUUCCUGAUAGUGACAUAACAAGUUCAGUUAUGUCUUAGAAUCUUUAGUACACUAUUAUGGAGUAUUUUUAUGCUAUCGUUUAGUAUAUAAUUUAAUUUACUUCUACAGAAGAUAACUUCAUUUGGGAAAAUUUGACUCUUUUCAGUGAAAAAAUGAAGAAUUUAUAGAAGAUUGUAGAGGAAGUGAUUCAAAUAUAAUUUGAUAAUAUAGAAAAUAUUCAAAAAUAGAUAUUAAUUAUUUUUUUUGCUACUAAUUUCAUUUUAUGUAUAAUAAUUAUUGUUUUGAGUUUAUUUAUUGAGAGAUCAAAAGAAAAUAUACUCAAACUAACUGGUUCAUUCUAACCUAAAAACCUUGAAAAAUACAUUUAAAUAAUUGAGCUAAGUUUGUUAAAAUUGGAAGUAAUUCAAGAAGAUUAAAAUCAUUUAAAUAACUCAAAGAAUGGUUCAGGAACACUCAAAAAUAAAAAUAUUUAAUUGAGAAAUAUUAUUGAACAAAUGGAAGAGUUGAAUGACGUGCAAGAAUAUUUAUCAAAUGAAGCUUCACCAAAUAAUAUUAAAUAAAAAUUGUAAAACAAAUUCAUAAUUAGGCUUCCUAAUAAAAGAAACAGAUCUAUAGCAUCAUUCAAUUCUCUAUAAAAAAUAAAUUGGUUGAUUGUCCUUUCUGGAAUUUUAGCUUUUGUAGUCCUCUUAAUAUAGCCUGUUUUAAAUAUCAUAAUAUCGUAGCCUUACCUUAAAGAAGCAAACACUAUGGUAAACGAAAGAAUUUUUCUUAUUGACAUUAAUGGCUACAGAGAGCUACUACUUUGA
This is a messenger RNA of Tetrahymena thermophila SB210, 2892 nucleotides long. Its product is annotated as transmembrane protein, putative. NCBI's taxonomy places the organism in Eukaryota, Ciliophora, Oligohymenophorea, Hymenostomatida, Tetrahymenidae. The record is from RefSeq and is a predicted model, not a curated record. The transcript has 4 exons.